UGACGACCCCCACCGAGUGGAAACUUUCUUUAAGUUGCAGACGAAGUUUGGUGACCUCCAUUUUUACAUGCGAGGGAAGCUGUAUCUCUGAAGGAUGUUGCUGGGGUUGAGUGAGGUGUGUCGCCUGUUGAGAGGUAAAAGCGGAUACACUUCUUGACCACUGUAAGGGACGGCGCGGGUUAUGCGAUGUGCACGAAUUGAGCGGGAGAGAUGACAGGGUGUCGCUUCUCAAUUCUUAUGUCUAGCACCAAGAAGGUAGAUAUGUCUGCCAUGUGGAAAGAAAGUCGCGUGACACAAGAGUGCUUCGAAACGAAACUGCGAAAAGUUGCCAUUUCUACUUAAUUGUCCCGACGUGCCAAUAUUUACGAUGAUGAAGAAUGAGAGAGGCACUACUUGAGACGGCGACGCUACAUACAAGUAUAUGUAUUUCAAUUGCACUACGUGCUGUUGAUCAUCAAUUCUCUUCUUCCACGUGGUCGUGGACUCUUUUCUAGAACCUACAGCGGUUGGUAUCGCUUGGAAGCAGCAGAAGGAAAUAAACCUGCCUCACCAAAGCGACAAAAAGCGACUCAUGUUGUUCGACCAAGCUACUUGCUCGAUGGAGGUCGAGGACCUCGAAAACCUCUCGGAGGACUCCGAGCCCGAGGAAAGUUUGUCACCCGUGCGCGGCCAGAGGACCACGACAUUGCGGGACCGUAUGAUCCAGUGGACAGAAAGGAUCAAAUCGCCGGUCUUUUCGGAGAUGGUAAAAACAGCAUGACCGUGAUGUUCAUGUCAUCUGUCGUGUGCAACUGCAAUACAACCUUUUUAUGUCAGCCAGAAUCUUGUCCAAAAAGUCACAGAACAAUUAACGCCGCUAACAGGUAUCGGAUUUGCGCAUUCUUUCCUCCAAAUUUACGACCGACCUGGAGUACAAAGCGGAUUUGCGUUUCGUCCUGAAGCGGAAGUAUUUAGUCCACUACACGGAGUCCAGGCAGCAGCAAGACAAGACCCCCGUUUUCAAGACAACAAACACUGGUGGGGCGUCGAACUCUGCUGCCCUCCAGCAAGUCCCCAACCAUUUUGCGGAAUUGAAAAUCUCUCCCGCGGAAGAAACCAUGGUUGAUGCCGACGUGGAAACGGAGCAGGUCCUGUUCAAGCUGAAGAGGGUAGCUGCAGGAGGUUCUUCUACAACAAACAAGCCGGAAACUGUUUUCAACGAGGAUUUGUUCAAGGAAAUCUUCGGCAAGUCGGCAGAUUUGACCAUCGCGGCGCAGUUUCUCGGGUUUCUGUGCCUGUCAGAGGAUGUGCCGGACGAGGACGCGGUGGCGUGGACGAAAAUCCACCAGCAAUUCGACCCGUCUUUGGAACAAUUUGUCCGGCGACCGCCGCCCGCUUAUACGGUUGCGGGCGCUUCGUAGAAGACGGAAUGCCAAAAAUGUGUGAUGAAAACUUCAUUGAUGUUGUUCAAACGAGGCUCGUAAACGUCACACUCAUUGACCAACAGCGAUCCAUCGCGGACUGUAACUGAAAGAUACGAUGAGCGGAAACACCCACAAAGCUGCAGACUAGAGCUGCGCAUUGCACAGGAUGCCGGGUUGCUGUUUCUGAUCAACUCUCGCGUGCCAC
Amoebophrya sp. A120 is the source of this 1608-nucleotide messenger RNA. Lineage: Eukaryota; Dinophyceae; Syndiniales; Amoebophryaceae. The record is from the annotation of a GenBank genome assembly.